This is a messenger RNA of Botrytis byssoidea, 255 nucleotides long. RefSeq lists its product as uncharacterized. The coding region runs from base 1 to 255 and encodes 84 amino acids. The record is from RefSeq and is a predicted model, not a curated record. The transcript has 2 exons. NCBI's taxonomy places the organism in Eukaryota, Fungi, Ascomycota, Leotiomycetes, Helotiales, Sclerotiniaceae.
AUGAGCGUUGUCACUUCACGAUCAUGGUCUAUUAUGCAUAAUGGCUUAAGCUCAGCCCUCUUACUAGGUCUUCUGGGUGGUACUGCUCGAGACACCGAAGUGCGAGAUUUGCAAGGCAAGAUUCUGGAAAGCUAUUGUUGCGCUCAAGAGGUCUACACUGAUUAUGAAAGUAACACUUUACACACUGGAGGUCAUCUUACACCCGAAACUGGAAAUGUGGGAAGAUUUCCGAAUGUUGCCAAAGGUGCAUGGUAA